GCUUCGCCGGCAAGGACGACUGGGAGUCCGCCCAGAUCGACGCCUGGGUCGACCAGCUGAACGACUUCAACACCGAGCUCCGCCCGUACUUCAUCGUCGUGGCCGGCUACGGGGAGGGCGACAAGGACAAGCUCUACAAAGAGGUCGUCGAGCCGGCUCGGGACAAGAUCUUCCCGCUCAUCGUCAAGCAGCUCAAGGCGAAUGGAUCUGGAUUUUUGGUCGGCUCGAAGGUGUCCUGGCUGGACGUCACCCUGUCGUGCCACAUCGAGACGUUCCUGCAGUUCGUCCCCGACUACCUCGACAAGUACCCGGAGUUCCAAGUCAAAUCGCUUGCCGAAUUCUUCUGGCAAAUAUUGGAGCCGCGGGGAGCCCAGAGUACCAUCCCGGCUACCCGGAGCGCGUCGGAAUAUUCCGCGGAAAACCAAAUUACGCAUCUGCAGGCGUUGGACGACUUC
Messenger RNA from Mesorhabditis spiculigera, 455 nucleotides. Lineage: Eukaryota; Metazoa; Nematoda; Chromadorea; Rhabditida; Rhabditidae. The record is from the annotation of a GenBank genome assembly.